Messenger RNA from Branchiostoma floridae (Florida lancelet), 1428 nucleotides. RefSeq names its product phospholipase A and acyltransferase 2-like. Bases 321 to 779 code for a protein of 152 amino acids. The record is from RefSeq and is a predicted model, not a curated record. Lineage: Eukaryota; Metazoa; Chordata; Leptocardii; Amphioxiformes; Branchiostomatidae. The transcript is spliced from 4 exons.
UGAAGCUGGUAUUGUGCAUUGUCAACAUAGGUAAGAUCAUUGAACCAUACAUUUUUCUUUGGUCAUACAAAAAAUGCAGUCUAUUUGCAGUUGGUUUUUGAGGGCAGACAAGACACACAAAAAACAAGGUAGGGAGACGACAAACUUUCCUGACUUUCCCUUGCACAUUGGUCGGUCUAUUGAAUAUAGCACUUAACCUGGUAGCCUGUGUUUGCAUAAUCUCUCGCUGACUGGGGUUAAUGGCCCCUCCUUUCUAUGUGGUUUACUAUAGGCUGCUAGGAGCGUGAUUACAAGUAACAGUAGCUGGUGACAUAAGAACCAUGGGAGACAGGCAUCUGAAGCCAUCUUUGGAGCUGGCAGAACAGGUGCAGGCCCAGCCAGGUGACAAGCUGUCCUACCGCACCUGGUCCAGAUCUGACAACGAUCUGUCCGAACAUCACGUCAUCUAUGUGGGGAACGGGCAGGUGGUGCACUACAACGAUGACCAACACAUUGUGGUAAAGGCAUGGUUGAGUCAGGUAACUGCAGGGGGUAGGACCGAACCAGUGAACCUGAAGGGAACGUUUGUGACGUACUCACAAGCCGAGGUGGUGACCCGUGCCGAGAGACUGGUGGGCCACUCCUACAGAUACGACCUGAUGUUCUCCAACUGUCAAAACUUCGCAAACUGGUGCCAAACAGGGAAGGAACAGACUGGUGGGACUCAGGUCAUGACCUACAUCAUGGGACUGGGUACAGUUGCUGUCGUCGUCUUCAUCUUGCAUCACUUCUUGAAGUAGGACAACUGCACCUGUUUGUGCACGAACUGUCUGAAGGAUGAUACAGAACCGAUCGAUGAGUGCAUUUAGAUUUAGCAUUCGACUGUUUAACUGCCAUACUUAAUGUUAUGUCAUUUCAAGUAUCAUAAUAUCACUAAAUACUGAAGGUUAGACUAUAGUUUACAGAGCUGUGCAUUAUAUAUAACGUUAUCCUCGAUCAUAUGUGCUGCAUAUGUAUGAUCAUGUAUGUAAAUCAAGGCAAAUACCAAGGACAUUUAUUUUGAUAAAUACCAAUUUUUUGUUAAAGUUUUGUUAACAGUCAGUUCUCUUACAUAUUGAUUUCCUAAUUCGAAUCUCACUAUCAUAAUUUAACACCACAAAUUGAUAUAUUGUUAUGGGUACUGGAAUUGUUUCACAAGGGGUAGGCAAUUAAUAUUGUGAGCAGGAAGAUUAGAAUUAUCAUGAUGGUAAGAAAAGUGAAUAGAUCCCUUUGAUAACAAUGCAAAUAUUUUUUGAUUUUGCAUUAUAUCUUUUAUUUUUGCUAUAUUGAAAAUACAUAUUAAAAUUACCAAAUGUUAUUAUCUUUUCCUUGUCGAGAUAUUCUUGAGUAUGCGGACUCUAUUUGGGCGCAACCGCUAGCUACAUCUUGAAAACACCGCCUGUCACGGCA